UGUGCCGUACCGUUAAUCGACGCGUAAGCUAACAUUGUAUCAAUUAUAAAACAUAUUUUUUUUCCACAGCAAUAUAAUUUGUUGUGUUAAAUUAAUUUUUAUCAAAAUUAUUUUUAUUUUGUCGUAAAAUAAUAACCACAAUUAUCACCUGAUUUUUUGUUUGUUAUAAAUGCAGUUUUAAAGAUAGAACAAAUAAAAAAUAUUUAUGUUAUUAUUGACAUUUUUUUUAAUUAUCAUCAUUCUUCCUACUCGAGUUAUUUACAUUAACUUAUUAACAGUCGACUCUCUUUAGCUAUCACUAUAAACUUCCGAAUUUAAUUCUGAGAGUGAAUCUUAAAUUAAUGGAAAAUUUAGUUGAAAAAUUUAGUGAUUUUGCUAUCUCAUGAAAAAUUUAGAGUCAUUCGACGAUUUAAUAUCUUUAAAAGUUUCUCAUCUUAAACGGGAAUAUACUCGAUAACAAGUUAGUGAUAGUGUCUUUAGAAAGUUACUUUAAUGAGAAUUCAACUGUAAUCAGGUUUAAAACAAAACAAAAAAUAAACACGAUGUAUGAUUAUGAUUAUGAUUUUGGAUUGGACGAAGACAAAAUGGGUAUGAAAGUCACUUCAGGAGUUGUAACAAUAGUAAAAGAUCCUAAUACUAAUCUUAUUGGCAUUACAAUCGGCGGUGGGCCACCAAAUUGCCCUUGUAUUUAUAUUAUACAAAUUUCUGAUAACUCUCCAGCAGCAAUCGAUGGUACAUUAGAUAGUGGAGACGAAUUAUUAGCUGUAAAUAAUGAAUGUGUACGUGGUCGUACAAAGUUACAAGUAGCACAACUAAUUCAAUCGAGUGUUGAUCAAGUUGUGUUAAAGUAUAAUAAAUUGCAUGCUGAUGCAAGUCAAGGCAAAACUUUAGAUAUUAUACUUAAAAAAGUUAAGCAUAGGUUGGUAGAACGUAUGUCAUCUGCAACUGCUGAUUCUUUAGGAAUGUCCCGAGCUAUACUUGUCAAUGAUAAUCUAGUCAAACGUUUUCAACAGUUGGAUGACAUGGAGCAAACUUAUCGUUUACUCGUAGAACAUACUGAACGUGUUUUACGUGCUUUUUUUGCACUUAUACAAUGUUUUAAAGAAUUUGGAGACGCAUUUGCUGAAAUUGGUGCUAGAGAACCUCAGCCAAGAGCUAGUGAAGUGUUAGUGCGAUUUGCAGAAUACCAUAGACAAAUGGAACGUCAAGGAUUACAGUUAAUUAAGGCUUUAAAACCAAUUUCAAAGUCAUUCGGUACAUAUUUAAACAAAGCAAUUCCGGACACUAAACAAACAAUAAGAAAGUACACAGAUGUUAAAUUUGAAUACCUUUCAUAUUGUCUGAAAGUUAAAGAAUUGGAUGAUGAAGAAAUGGCGUAUUGUUCAGCUGAUGAGCCAUUAUACCGUUUAGAAACGGGAAACUAUGAGUAUAGAUUAGUAUUGAGAUGUCGUCAAUUAGCGAGGAAACGAUUUGCUGAUUUAAGAAAUGAUGUAGUAGCUAAGAUUGAGCUACUCGAAAACAAACACGUGCAUGAUGUGGUUGGUCAGUUGCACGCUAUUGCAUCACAGUUAGCUGGUUAUAAUCAAGAAAUGGGUAAAAUGUUGGGUGGUGGAGGUAUAGAUGGCGGUCCAUGUGAUAAAACACCAUUAUUCCCUAUUGAAAUGGAUUUAAAUCGUUCAGCAUUUCAAUAUGAAUCAGUUCAGCCUCCUUGUGACAUGACUUAUGAGCUAGAUCAAGAUGACGGUGUAGAAGAUGAAGUACAAAAUGGAAAUUUGAAGGUGUAUAAAGAUUCUCCUCAGAUGACAGAAAAUAUUGAUAAAUCAUACACACUUACACGUGCAUCUACAGAUUUAGCACAGUUGAGCUUGGAUGGCGAUUUAAAUGCGGAUAAAGAACCAACAUCAUCACUUCUUUUAGAUUUUUAAUAGCUUUAAUUUAUUUAUUAUAUUUAUUCAUAGAUGUAAUUUAUGUACCAAAGAUUUAUAUUGUGUUUGCUAUUUUUUUACUUAGUCACUUUAAAUUUUUUUCACCGAGUUAUUUCCUCUAUUAUUGUUAAACUUUUUGUUGACUCAAUCAAAUAAAGAUAAUUUAAUUGAAAUAUAAA
Molecule: messenger RNA, 2104 nt
Organism: Daktulosphaira vitifoliae (grape phylloxera)
Lineage: Eukaryota; Metazoa; Arthropoda; Insecta; Hemiptera; Phylloxeridae
Gene: PICK1
Product: PRKCA-binding protein
Exons: 10
Coding region: 543-1925 (460 amino acids)
Biological process (GO): regulation of Arp2/3 complex-mediated actin nucleation; intracellular protein transport; receptor clustering
Cellular component (GO): synaptic vesicle; trans-Golgi network membrane; neuron projection
Molecular function (GO): protein kinase C binding; phospholipid binding; protein domain specific binding
Source: RefSeq, a predicted model, not a curated record